Mycetomoellerius zeteki is the source of this 1188-nucleotide messenger RNA. RefSeq lists its product as uncharacterized. Bases 1 to 1188 code for a protein of 395 amino acids. Gene Ontology annotation, molecular function: olfactory receptor activity; odorant binding. Lineage: Eukaryota; Metazoa; Arthropoda; Insecta; Hymenoptera; Formicidae. The transcript has 5 exons. Gene Ontology annotation, cellular component: plasma membrane. Gene Ontology annotation, biological process: detection of chemical stimulus involved in sensory perception of smell; sensory perception of smell. The record is from RefSeq and is a predicted model, not a curated record.
AUGGAUUUCCAAAACGUGAAUUCCUUAAACGUUUGGUUGAAUUUGGUCACGGGUAAUCUGCUACCGAUGAUCGACCAUGACUUACCUAUUUCAUUCUUUUGGAAAAUUUACAGUGUUUUUGUAUGGAUGUUAGAAAUAACUGUAACGAUCAUGAUGAUACCUGGAUGUAUGUACGUGUCAAUGGAGAAGGCUAUAAAUGACAGCCUCAUCUGCCUUAUAGAAACAAUAGAAAUGUUUUUUAUGAUUUGGCGUAUUCACACUCGUAAAGAUCUGAUGCAUCAAUUAAUCCAAAAGCUGAAUGAGAAGCUGCAUACUGCUGAUGAAACUAUGAAGAACAUCGUGUCAGAGACUAUAGAUCCGAUAAGGGGUCCACUUACUUUCUACUGGAUCACCGGCAUGACGUCGAUAACGGCGUGGCAUAUUGUAACGUAUAUAGUAAUAUUCGAAAAGAAUCUAUUUUAUUACGAAGAUUACAGAGUACCUGCUGGUUUUUUUAAGGAGCCAUUCUCGCUUAAAGUCUAUCUAUUAGGAGGCUUGUUUAUACUGGUUAGCAUGGUAUAUUCGUUCAUAAAAAAAGUUGGUGCGGAAGUUUACACGGUGCAUUUGAUUUUAAUGAUAACCGCGCAAUAUCGAUACAUUGCGGAAAAAAUUGCAAUGACAUUUCAAGAAGAAAAUGAAGUUGAUGAAUAUCAAAAAGAACAUUCCCUUACAUUUAACCGAAAAAAAGAAACAGAAAUUAGAACACUCUGUCGACAUCACAAUGACGUGAUAUACUUAAUGUCAUUGGUAAAAGAAUUACUGUCUUUAAGCUUUACUGUAAUGUAUGUAAAUAACGUUUUACGAUUCUGCUUUAUUGGUGUCUUGUUAGGCAACAUAGCAUCAGUGACGUUCUUCGAAGCGAUACCGGUUAUGAUAUACACAUCAGGUGCAGUAGUACAACUUUAUAUUUUGUGCUCCUGUGUGCAACAAUUAAUAAACGCGAGUACGGAAAUAUCAGAUAAGGCGUUUCACGAAAAGUGGUAUUUGCUUCAGCCAUCAAUAAAACAUACAUUUAUCUUGAUAAUUAUGGCUAAUAAUUUAGAAUGCAAAAUUGCUACGUUUAAAAAUUUUAAUUUCUCCUUGCCUUCAUUUAUGGCGAUUUUAAAUCAAUCGUACUCAAUCGCCCUUCUGUUUUUAAAAACAAAUUGA